CGAUUCUAUAUUCGAUUAUUAAAAUAACACAUUUGAAGCGAACAGACGAAAAAUAAUUAUUUUAUUAUUUCAAACAUAAACAUUAUUAAAGUUAAUAUUCAAUAAACAGAUACGAUAAUAAAAGAGAAAUAUAGCAUUAGAGUAAUGUAGGGCCGGUGAAAAGCAUCUAGGCUAGACGAGUGCUCAUUGUUUGGUGUUAAAAGCGUUCCCGUUGUCAAGGAGGAGUGAUGGGACGCUAUUUCUUGUAAAUUCUCUUCUCAGUUACUUUGAAAUGAGUGCUCAUGGAUGUAUUCAUUUAACCAACUUCAAGAACGGUAAAGGAACUCAUUCUUUUCGUGUCAUCCAUGCUUAUUUCAUAGCCUGUAUCACCGAGGAAUCGAGAAGAAAAAAGGCUCGAGCAUGUAUUUGUCAAACUUGUCGAAGUCAUGCACCAAGAUUGCAUGCAUGUCUUCAUUGUGUAUACUUUGGUUGUUAUGGUGCUAAACAUAUUCACGAACAUGCACGGAACAAAAAACAUUUUCUUGAAAAAUGUAACUAUAACCUGAAGAUAGAUGCAUACUCACACUACUUCUCCACAUAGUCUCCAUAUUUAUGCAAGCAUUUAAUCACCUACAGAUUAAUGCAUUCAUUCUAGCAAAGAAGAAAGUUGUGUUGAGCAACUCCAGCCAGUUAAAAACAGUGUAGCAGGUCUUCUUCAAUUUCAGAUCUUUGUCCAUUGAGUUGGUCUUUUGUUGGCUCAAACAGUUAAUAAUUGCUGAAAGACUGGUUCAGGUUGUGGAUAGGAUGUUCCAAAACCUCUCUACAAAAAUCUUCAAUUUAGCAACAGGUGAUGUCAAUAUGGGGUUCACAUUCAUGUAACAAAAUUAUUCCUUUUGAAUUGUCCCAGGUCUUUUGUGACAGAUAGCCUCUUACAGUCUGUCCAGUCUCAGAAUAUCUCCAGAUUAUUCAAAAGUAUCUGCAAAUAGAUCUAGCUUUAGAACAUCUAUGCUGUUAUGUAGAACAGGGAAAAAAUCUUUUUAAUUCCAUUUUCACAGCAGAUGAAACUUGGGUUUAACACUUCCAAUCUGAAAUCAAGAACAUUAAGAAUGAUAUGGAAGCAUCUGGCAUUCCCUUUCAACAAGAAGUUCAAAAUGUCAGCAAGUGCUGGAAUAGUUUUGGCAACUGAAUUUUGGGGCAUUCAUGAGUAUCUAUAUAAAGACUUCUCAUCAAAGGAGAUGACAAUAAAUGCCAAUGCCAAUGCUUUCUUAUUAGGAUAUAUUUGCUUAUUUGAAGGAGGCCAUUCAUCACAAGAAGUUAUUUAUUCUGUUUCAUAGUGUUGUUCUUCUUCAUGACAAUUCACAAUGCUGCCAAAGACAGUUGCAUUGCUGCAGAAGUGAAAAUGGGAGGUUUUAGCCCAUUCUUCUUAUAAACUCAAUUUGAUCCCUUCAGAUUUCCAUAUUUUUCUCACAACUCAAGAAGCAUCUCUGAGGGAUAUGUUACUGCUCAAAUUAUGGGGUGCAACUUGAAAUAUACAAAUGGCUAUACAAAUAAUCAGGACAAAGUGUUUUUCACAUGGACACAGAACAGCUGGUAGUAUGCUGGGAUAAAUGUGUCUACAAGUAUGGUGACUAUAUUUAAAAAUAGAGGAA
Molecule: messenger RNA, 1628 nt
Organism: Centruroides sculpturatus (bark scorpion)
Lineage: Eukaryota; Metazoa; Arthropoda; Arachnida; Scorpiones; Buthidae
Product: ubiquitin carboxyl-terminal hydrolase 22-like
Exons: 3
Coding region: 272-580 (102 amino acids)
Molecular function (GO): zinc ion binding
Source: RefSeq, a predicted model, not a curated record